UACAUAUCCAGCCAUACUCAUGGACCCCAGUGAUUUCCCCAGUCCAUUUGACCCAUUGACCCUGCCAGAGAAGCCCCUGGCUGGAGACCUACCAGUAGACAUGGAAUUUGGAGAGGAUCUGCUGGAAUCCCAGACUGCCCCAACUCGAGGAUGGGCCCCCCCUGGCCCUUCUCCAUCCUCAGGAGCCCUGGACCUGCUUGAUACCCCUGCUGGCCUGGAAAAAGACCCUGGAGUCCUGGAUGGAGCCACUGAGUUGCUGGGGCUGGGGGGGCUGCUCUAUAAAGCCCCCUCUCCCCCCGAGGUGGACCAUGGUCCUGAGGGAACCCUGGCAUGGGAUGCGGGGGAUCAGACCCUAGAGCCUGGACCAGGGGGCCAGACCCCUGAGGUGGUACCACCUGAUCCGGGGGCUGGGGCAAAUUCCUGUUCACCCGAGGGGCUACUAGAGCCUUUGGCUCCAGAUUCUCCAAUAACCCUGCAGUCCCCACAUAUUGAAGAGGAAGAGACCACCUCCAUAGCUACUGCGAGAAGGGGCUCCCCUGGGCAGGAGGAGGAGCUUCCCCAAGGGCAGCCACAGAGCCCAAAUGCCCCCCCUAGCCCUUCAGUGGGAGAGACUCUGGGGGAUGGAAUCAACAGUUCUCAGACCAAACCUGGGGGCUCUAGCCCCCCUGCACAUCCUUCCUUGCCAGGAGAUGGCCUGACUGCGAAGGCGAGUGAGAAGCCGCCUGAACGGGUACAGAAGAGAAGCGAACGCGUUAGGAGAGCAGAACCUCCAAAACCUGAGGUUGUAGAUUCCACUGAGAGCAUUCCAGUGUCAGAUGAGGAUUCUGAUGCCAUGGUAGAUGACCCCAAUGAUGAGGACUUUGUGCCAUUCCGGCCCCGGCGCUCUCCUCGCAUGUCCCUACGCUCAAGUGUGUCACAAAGGGCCGGGCGCUCUGCAGUGGGCACCAAGAUGACUUGUGCACAUUGCCGGACACCACUGCAGAAGGGGCAGACUGCCUAUCAGCGCAAGGGGCUGCCUCAGCUCUUCUGCUCGUCAUCCUGCCUCACCACUUUCUCCAAGAAGCCCUCGGGCAAAAAGACCUGUACCUUCUGCAAGAAGGAGAUCUGGAACACCAAGGACUCAGUUGUGGCGCAGACUGGUUCUGGAGGCUCCUUCCAUGAGUUCUGCACGUCCGUCUGUCUCUCCCUGUAUGAGGCCCAGCAGCAGCGCCCGAUCCCCCAGUCUGGGGAUCCCGCCGAUGCCACUCGCUGCAGCAUAUGCCAGAAGACUGGAGAGGUCCUGCAUGAGGUCAGCAAUGGCAGCGUGGUGCACCGGCUCUGCAGCGAUUCUUGCUUCUCCAAAUUCCGGGCCAACAAGGGACUGAAAACCAACUGUUGUGACCAGUGUGGGGCUUACAUCUACACCAAGACCGGGAGCCCUGGCCCUGAGCUCCUCUUCCACGAGGGCCAACAAAAGCGGUUCUGCAACACAACCUGCUUGGGGGCGUAUAAGAAGAAAAACACACGUGUGUACCCAUGUGUCUGGUGCAAGACCCUGUGUAAGAACUUUGAGAUGCUAUCACAUGUGGAUCGUAAUGGCAAGACCAGCUUGUUCUGUUCCCUGUGCUGUACCACUUCUUACAAAGUGAAGCAGGCAGGGCUCACUGGCCCUCCCCGACCCUGCAGCUUCUGCCGCCGCAGCCUCUCUGACCCCUGUUACUACAACAAGGUUGACCGCACAGUCUACCAGUUCUGCAGCCCCAGCUGCUGGACCAAGUUCCAGCGCACAAGCCCCGAAGGGGGCAUUCACCUGAGCUGUCACUACUGCCACAGCCUCUUCAGUGGCAAGCCUGAGGUCUUGGACUGGCAGGACCAAGUGUUCCAGUUCUGCUGCCGUGAUUGCUGUGAGGACUUCAAGCGGCUUCGGGGUGUGGUGUCCCAGUGUGAGCACUGUCGGCAGGAGAAACUCUUGCAUGAGAAACUCCGAUUCAGCGGAGUGGAGAAGAGCUUCUGCAGCGAAGGCUGUGUGCUGCUGUACAAACAGGACUUCACUAAGAAGCUGGGCUUGUGCUGUAUCACUUGUACUUACUGCUCCCAGACUUGCCAGCGCGGAGUCACUGAGCAACUGGAUGGCAGCACCUGGGACUUCUGCAGUGAGGACUGUAAGAGCAAGUAGCUGCUGUGGUACUGCAAGGCUGCCCGGUGCCAUGCCUGUAAGCGCCAGGGGAAGCUGCUGGAGACCAUCCACUGGCGUGGGCAGAUCCGUCAUUUCUGCAACCAGCAGUGUCUUCUGCGCUUCUAUAGCCAGCAGAACCAACCCAACCUGGAUACCCAGAGUGGGCCCGAGAGCCUCCUGAACAGUCAGUCUCCCGAGUCAAAACCCCAGACACCCUCUCAAACCAAAGUGGAGAACAGCAACACAGUGAGGACCCCAGAGGAAAAUGGGAAUUUGGGCAAGAUCCCUGUGAAGACCCGAUCAGCUCCCACUGCUCCCACCCCUCCUCCACCCCCGCCGCCCCCAGCAACACCCCGCAAAAACAAGGCUGCCAUGUGUAAGCCGCUGAUGCAGAAUCGGGGCGGCUCCUGCAAGGUGGAGAUGAAGUCCAAAGGGAGUCAGACAGAAGAGUGGAAGCCACAGGUGAUUGUGCUGCCCAUCCCAGUGCCCAUCUUCGUGCCAGUGCCUAUGCAUCUGUACUGCCAGAAAGUCCCGGUGCCUUUCUCGAUGCCUAUCCCGGUGCCUGUGCCCAUGUUCUUGCCCACUACCUUGGAGAGCACAGACAAGAUUGUAGAGACCAUUGAGGAGCUGAAGGUGAAGAUCCCUUCCAACCCCUUGGAGGCCGACAUCCUGGCUAUGGCAGAAAUGAUUGCAGAGGCUGAGGAGUUAGACAAGGCCUCAUCUGACCUUUGUGAUCUUGUGAGCAACCAGAGUGCAGAGGGACUCCUGGAAGACUGUGACCUGUUUGGGCCUGCUCGAGAUGAUGUCCUGGCCAUGGCAGUCAAGAUGGCCAAUGUCUUGGAUGAGCCUGGGCAAGACUUGGAGGCAGACUUCCCUAAGAGU
Messenger RNA from Piliocolobus tephrosceles (Ugandan red Colobus), 3037 nucleotides. It is a transcript of the gene ZMYM3, whose product is annotated as zinc finger MYM-type containing 3. NCBI's taxonomy places the organism in Eukaryota, Metazoa, Chordata, Mammalia, Primates, Cercopithecidae. The transcript is spliced from 17 exons. Gene Ontology annotation, molecular function: zinc ion binding. Bases 20 to 2155 code for a protein of 711 amino acids. The record is from RefSeq and is a predicted model, not a curated record.